AUGCCUAACUUUGAACCACUUCUUCUGCCUCUAGUUGAAGAGCAGCUGUCCCCACAGAAGGAGAAACGUGCUGUAAAGGCAGCAGGACAAACUGCCCGUGGCCGCUCUGGCUUCAGUGAUGGCAAUUCCAAGUGGCUGACUCCAGCCAAAGCCAAGAAAACCCAACCUAAAGGAAAUCAUGUGGAAUUAUCCAGUGAUGGUGAGGUGGAAGAGAGCAGCUGGGAGAUGGAGGAGGAGGAGGAUGGGAGCAGUGAGGAGUUGGUGGAUGAUUAUGGUGCCUCCUCAUCAGAGGAAGAAGAGCUGCUGCCUAUUGAAAAAGCUGCCCUGAAGCAGAAGCCUGACAGGGAAGGCCUCAGUGAAGAUGACAGUGAGGAGGAGGAAGAGGAGGAGGAGGAAGCAGAGGAGGCAAGCAAGCAGAAAAUGGGACAGAAGGAAGAAGAGGGCCCAGAUCUGCAGCUCAACCUGGAUAUAGAUGAACAGUUUAAACUGCCAACUAGUGAAGAGAUUGAGAAGGAGACUGCUGAGCCACCUGACCUGCACAUCAUUCACCAGCGCAUCCAGGGCAACGUGGAGGUGCUGCAGGACUUUGGGGUGAAGCGGGAGGAGGGGCGCUCCCGGCAGGAAUACCUCGCCCUGCUGCGCCGGGACAUGGCCGCCUACUACUCCUACAGCGACUUCCUGCUCUCCAAGCUCAUGGACAUCUUCCCGCUCCCUGAGUUGAUAAACUUCCUGGAGGCUAACGAGGUUCCCCGCCCUGUCACCAUUCGCACCAACACACUGAAGACGCGGCGACGGGACCUGGCACAGGCUCUAAUCAACCGUGGCGUGAAUCUUGACCCCCUGGGGAAGUGGUCGAAAACGGGACUUGUUAUUUAUGACUCCACUGUGCCCAUUGGUGCCACCCCAGAGUAUCUGGCUGGACACUACAUGCUGCAAGGAGCCUCCAGUCUUCUCCCUGUGAUGGCGCUGGCUCCACAGGAGAAUGAGCGCAUCCUGGAUAUGUGCUGUGCCCCAGGAGGCAAGACCAGCUACAUAGCUCAGCUUAUGAAGAACACAGGGAUGAUCCUGGCUAAUGACAGCAGUGCCGAGCGGCUGCGUAGCGUGGUAGGGAAUUUGCACCGCCUGGGAGUCACCAAUGCCGUCGUGAGUAACUGCGAUGGACGGCAGUUCCCCAAGGUUCUCGGAGGGUUUGACCGUGUCUUGCUCGAUGCUCCUUGUAGUGGAACAGGUGUCAUUUCCAAGGAUCCUGCUGUCAAAACCAACAAGGAUGAGACAGAUAUCCUGCGUUGUGCCCACCUGCAGAAGGAGCUGAUUCUUAGCGCCAUAGAUUCAGUCAAUGCUGCCUCCGAGACAGGGGGCUACAUUGUCUACUGCACUUGCUCCAUCAUGGUGGAGGAGAAUGAGUGGGUUGUGGAUUAUGCCCUGAAGAAACGCAACGUCCGUUUGGUGCCCACAGGCCUGGACUUUGGCAAGGAGGGCUUCACCAGGUUCAAGGAACGCCGCUUCCACCCGUCCCUCAAGUCGACGCGGCGUUUCUACCCCCACACGCACAAUAUGGACGGGUUCUUCAUCGCCAAGUUCAAGAAGUUCUCCAAUGCCAUCCCGCAGGCACAGAAAGAUCCAGAGCCCGCUGUGGAAGCGGCAGCUCCGUCCGCUGUCCCCGAUACCAUCAUCACGGAGCCUCCGCCAAAAAAGAAGAAACUUGAGGGAUCAAAAGCUGACAAAGAGCAGAAGCUGCCCCAACCUGCUUUGAAGAAGAAACGUUCAUUGCAAGCACAGAGGAGACUCUUGAAGGCUGUCCGGCCUUCUCCCAAAAUGAUGCGGCCUAAAGUCCCUACCAGGAAGAAGAAGCAUAGAGUGAAAGCAAAUGGACAGUGAGUGGAAGUGCUUUUCCACGUGUUGAUCCCUUCCUUGGAGAGCAAAGGCUGCUGUAGCUCUGUGUGUACCCCCACUUUGCUGCUCUGUGCAGAUCAUCUCUGCAGCUCUGAGCACCUGGGACAAUGGCAGCCCCCUUUGCUCCUUUCCCUUUGCAUCAAGGACUGAUGCACUGACCCAUUAAAAGUUUUAUACUCUUUCUCAA
Messenger RNA from Pseudopodoces humilis (Tibetan ground-tit), 2080 nucleotides. It is a transcript of the gene NOP2, whose product is annotated as NOP2 nucleolar protein. Gene Ontology annotation, molecular function: RNA binding; rRNA (cytosine-C5-)-methyltransferase activity. Lineage: Eukaryota; Metazoa; Chordata; Aves; Passeriformes; Paridae. Gene Ontology annotation, cellular component: nucleolus. The record is from RefSeq and is a predicted model, not a curated record. Gene Ontology annotation, biological process: maturation of LSU-rRNA; rRNA base methylation.